This is a messenger RNA of Cetraspora pellucida, 142 nucleotides long. NCBI's taxonomy places the organism in Eukaryota, Fungi, Glomeromycota, Glomeromycetes, Diversisporales, Gigasporaceae. The record is from the annotation of a GenBank genome assembly.
GAAUCAUUUUCGAACACAAAAAAUUGAUUGGAAGGCAAAAGCGUUUUUUGUACGUGAUCUUGAAGAGAAUUGGAUAAGUCAAGAGUGGAUUCUUGGCUUUAUAGAUGGUGGGCGUUUACCAAAUUAUGAAGAUAGAACUAAU